AAUAAACACGUGUGUGGUGAAUAGCCAUAGGUUUCUUGAAUCUAGUUACUUUAACAAGAUUAUACGAUCACUUUGCAAGGUUCCACGGUCGUAUAUAAGCGGAUUCCGAAGUGUUUAUGUCGGCAGUUGACAGAAGCGUUUAUGUAUAUGACCGAUCAUAAGUCACCACACCCAGUGACCGCCGGAUUGUCGGUUUUAGUAUUUAACAGUUUCUAGUUCGGAUGAUUGUUCGCGCGUCGUCGCGUUGGAGUGGUGUGCCUCGGCUGAAAGGCCUGCCGAAAGGACAGGGCUCCGCGCUCGAGGACAGUUUGCGGCCCUCCGCUCUGAGAAUCAUGGAGUGCCGCAUGUCAGAAGAAGCCAAAGAACAGAAAAGAAUCAAUCAAGAGAUAGAGCGGCAACCCGAAAGGACAAAAGAGAUGCUAGAGAGAACUCAAACUGCUCCUGCUCGGUACUGGCGAGUCAGGCAAGUCAACAUUUAUCAAGCAGAUGAGAAUCAUCCACGGCUCGGCUACAGCGACGAUGACAAGCGUGGAUUUAUCAGUCGUCUAUCAGAACAUCUUUAUGGCGGCGGUUAUGAUAUGAUACGCGCUGUGGAUCUGCCAAAAUACAAUACGGGAAUCCGUCCAAUGUAG
Molecule: messenger RNA, 632 nt
Organism: Galleria mellonella (greater wax moth)
Lineage: Eukaryota; Metazoa; Arthropoda; Insecta; Lepidoptera; Pyralidae
Product: G protein alpha q subunit-like
Exons: 3
Coding region: 222-632 (136 amino acids)
Source: RefSeq, a predicted model, not a curated record